Messenger RNA from Mercurialis annua (annual mercury), 633 nucleotides. RefSeq lists its product as uncharacterized. NCBI's taxonomy places the organism in Eukaryota, Viridiplantae, Streptophyta, Magnoliopsida, Malpighiales, Euphorbiaceae. Bases 1 to 633 code for a protein of 210 amino acids. Gene Ontology annotation, molecular function: zinc ion binding. The transcript is spliced from 2 exons. The record is from RefSeq and is a predicted model, not a curated record.
AUGACAUCGAAUAUCGCCGAGUCUUUGAAUGCAGCAAUCAAGGCAGCUAGGGAAUUACCAAUAACAACGCUCCUGGAAAGUUUGAGACGUUUGAUGCAAGAAUGGAGUUAUGCUAACAGAAAUAUUGCAAUUUGUACAUUUACUAAGCUUACAAACAAAGCAGAACAUGAACUCAGAAAUCACUAUGCAUCAUCUUUAAGAAUGAAGGCUUCAACAUCUGUUAGAGGUUUGCACAGUGUGGAAGAUGGUGAUAAAACCUUUAUAGUAAAACUUAAUGAAAGAACAUGCACAUGCUGCAGAUUUCAAUUGGAUGAAAUGCCAUGUCCACAUGCUAUUGCUAUAUUGAGCAAACUACACCAAGAACCAUAUCAAUACUGCUCAGACUUUUUCACUAAAGAAAAUAUGCUUGCCACAUAUGAAGGAGUUGUCUAUCCAAUGCCUAGCCAAAAUAAUUGGGAUUUACCUGCCAGUGUUGAAAGUAUGGAAGUUCUUCCGCCAAUAGGAGCAAUUCCAGCAGGAAGACCAAAGAAAAGAAGAAUCACAGGACCAAAUGAAAUAAAGAAGACAAAUCAGUGUGGAAGAUGCAAACAAAGAGGACAUAAUAAGAAGACAUGUAAAAAUAUACCAAAAUAA